Molecule: messenger RNA, 477 nt
Organism: Ustilaginoidea virens
Lineage: Eukaryota; Fungi; Ascomycota; Sordariomycetes; Hypocreales; Clavicipitaceae
Exons: 3
Coding region: 1-477 (158 amino acids)
Cellular component (GO): mitochondrial large ribosomal subunit
Molecular function (GO): structural constituent of ribosome
Source: RefSeq, a predicted model, not a curated record
AUGGCCUCCGCGGCCAAGUACAUCCAGCUGGCCAAGACGCUCCCCCCCCCCCUGCAGCGAUUCUUCGCCCGAUGGCCGCCCGCGUCGCUGCAGCCCGCGGGCUCCCCCCCCACCCGCCACCAGGAGCAGCGUCCUGACCCGUUCCGAUCGCACGAGCACCCCGUCACGGGCAAGUGGCACGACGCGGCGUACUCGUGCCGCCGCCAGGCCCAGCUGGUCCGGCUGGCGCGCGAGCACGGCGUCGAGGACCUCCUCCCGCCGACGAGCAAGGGCACCGAGCACCGCCUGGCGCGCCGCGUCGAGCUCGGCCUGAGGGUAAAGGGCACCGGCGUGGGGCAGACGGUCAAGGGGCGCAUCCACGAGCGCCACAUGAUUGCAAAGAUGGAGCAGCGGAGGAAGGCUAUGCUGGAGAUGCCGAAGCUGAUGACGGCUUGGAAGAGGAUUGGCAAGAGAAACUGGACCAAAUGGCCCAAAUAG